GGGGAGUCCCCCGCCUCCCUUAGCAUCUGUCCGGGGAGUUCAAGAGCUUUCCUACCAGCUCACCCGGAUCUCCCUUGCUGCCCGGCAAGCCGAUUACUCCUUGUCCUGCCUUCACAGGGUGCUGAGAGCAAUUGGUCUCUUUAUAAUGGCCCCUCACAUAUAUGAUGGCUCCUAUCCCGUACCCCCUCAGUCUCAAGACUAAAUGUGCCCAGGUUUUUUUAACCUUUCCUCAUAGAUCAGGUUUCUAAACCUUUUAUCAUGUUUGUUGUGUUCCUCUGGACUUACUUUAGUUUCUCCCCAUCUUUCCUAUGGUGCAGUUCCCAUAAUUGGGUCCAGUACUCCAGCGCUGAAUAGAGUGGGACAGUUACCGCCCAUGUCUUCCACGUAACCUCCAGCUCCCUUUCAGCAGUACUACCACCCUGGUCCCUCAUUAUUUGUAUACAGAAAAAGGAUCAGCCAUGAAAUGUGUAAGAAAAAGAAGCACUGCUGAGCAGUUCGAGACUUGUGGCAUCUGGCUAGACACUGCAAAGUUAAAGAAGCGCAAAAUACAGACUCUCGUAUCCAAGCCAACUUCAAACAUGCCAAAUCCACUUCUUGAGAGGAACUAUAAUAGUCACAUUUCAGUUAAUUUUACUCAGACAAGACUUUCUCAGCCAUACACCAGGCAAACUACCAUCUCUUCGUUCUUCAGCAUUCAACCAACAGGUGACAAGGAUGAUGAAGAAAACUUAAAGACAUAUCCUCUUAUGUCAAAUAAAGGAAAAGGCUCUGAUUUCUUGGCCGCCUCCUCUAUGAAGAGCUCUGGGGCUGCUAAGUUAGAGGAAGCCCAGGCACCAACCUUGAGCCCUCAGGAGGACAACAUUCAGGAGUGUAGCCAGCCUCUUGUACAAAACAGACAAGGCUUGAACAUUCCCCCGUUGAAUUAUACCUUCCCACAAGCACAGUCUAACAGCAGGAGUGAGUGCACAGCCAUUGCAAGGACCUCUGCUGGUGAGACAGAAGACUUUCUCUCCAUAAACUUCACCCAGGAUUCAGAGGGAAAUAGGGUUCUAGCUCACAGGAAUUCAGCUGACUCAUUCACUGGAAGAAUAGCUGUAGCAAAUGGGAUAAUUUCAAGGAAGAGAGAGAGUUACUUUAUAGGAGAGAAAGAUGGCCAUUUGUGCUCCGAGAGGGGGAGAACUAGAGUAGGUCUCAAACCUACACACUUGAUGAAGCAAGGUAAGAGGAGAUGCAAAAACCUGCCCCCUGGUGGAAUUUCUUUUAUGGAUUUGUCAGAGGUUGAGAAUGUGUGUCCUGCACCCAAGGGUAAUGAAGGCCAGCAGACCAAUUGUCCUCUAUCCCAGGGGCGAACAACUAAAGCAGAGCUUUUGAGAGACAGUAGUCAAAAUUUUGCUGGCUUUUGGACAAGAAACUGUCACAAUAUGGCUGGUUCAGCAGAAGAGCAGGGGGCCAGUGCAAGUAGUCCUACCACACAGUUGUUUACCCAGGAUUCAGAGGGAUACAGAGUCAUUUCUCACCAGCGCUUCUAUGAGAGUGUCAGAUCACCGUUGCAGAAAAAGUAUCUACAGGACAAAACCAACUUUGUCCAUAGGGUGCCUAGCCCACCCUCUGUAGACUGCUUUAAGGUUUAUUCUUCAGGGGCACGGGACAGGACUCCUUUAGCUACUACAGCCAUGAAUUUAUGUGAGCCUGAGUCAUGCUAUGAUUUGUUAUUCACAGAGGAUUCAGAAGGAAAUAGAAUUAUCAAACACUGAUUCAGUAGUAAUUUUUUUCUGAGUAAACAGGAUGCUGAAAAAUUGACAUUUUUUAAUAUACAUGAAAAUUCUUCUGAAGCCUACACAGUGCAUCACUUUCUUUAAGAAAGAUACAAGGACUAUGUAAGUGUACACAUUGCAUACACGGCCUUUGGCUAUGAGUGGUAUAGACCCAAACGCACAGGCUACUUACUCUGCAUGCAGGAUUGUCUUUGAUUAAAAAGAGAUUAUAGGUGUGCAAAUAAAGUGAUCAUUUUAUAGUAAAAUGUGUUGUAAUCAAGUUUCCACAUCUGUUCUUUCCGAUGCCCUGCUCAGAUGAACCCAGGCACCAUGUUCUCACACAUUGUAGCUGAGUGAAUAAGCUCUUUGGGAGGGGGGGGGUCACCAAAAAUUGCAUGUUUGGCAAGGCUCUGCUUAGUGGUGGCUCUAUAUAAAAGGAAGCAUGAGGGGUACCUUCAAUCCUACAUGUUGAGGAAUAAGGGCCCAUUACUAUUCAAGACUUAAGGGAAAAAAAGAUACCUUGCCCUUGAUUUAGAACAUUCCCACUCAUCUCAUAAGAUUUGAAUAUUGCAAUAUGGCUCAACAGCUUGGAAGUCCAAGUUAAAGAUUUCCCAACAUCAGCUCCCCAGAGUCCACAAACCUGAGGACCCACGCUGUGUAGUCUAGUGUCUCACAACACAUCUACAGGUGGAUUAUCUGCCCCCAAAAUUUAGGUUCAGCUGCCCGUUCAAGUGGUGUGAAUUCACUGGUACAAGAUGUCUCUGAGGUCAAGAACUUAAGAGUCAAAAAUGGACUGGACAUGUAUAUAGCUAAGAACAGCCCUGGGAUUAUUUAAAAACAAAGUUUGUAAAGGACACAGACCCUCUUGCUUCAGCAUAUAGGGCAAUCCCUAAUUGACAGGUGUUAUGAGGACUGGAACUAAGUUGCUUGCAACUUCCUUUGAAGCAUGUGGUACUGGUUACUUGACUAGAUGGACCCCUGUUCUGGUGUAUGGUAAUUCUUAUGUUACUAUAGCAACAGAAUAAUAAUUUGACUUAAAGGGAGCAUGUGUGCUAUAUAGAAAGCUAUAAUGCUUCUUAAUGGGCACAACUGUCACCUAUACAUCUUUUCCUGCAUCAGUCCCUUCAUUAAAUUAGUAGGAUUAAGCUACUUGGCUCAGUAGCCAAAUCAAAAAUCAUCAUCAUCAGAAACUGUAGUUGUACCAUCCCUACCAAAGGUAGCUGGUGUGGAGAAGGAAGAGAUGUACACAACCAGCAUUUCAGACUGAAAGCCAAAGGUUGUAGCUGUGUACAGGGUGGGAUUCUAGACCAUCAGUGCUAGUUGUGAUUGCCACCAGCGUGCUUAAAUAAAGUAAGAGUACAGUGACAGGUUUACUUAUUUCAAAAUAGUGGUAAUCUCAAGGUUUCUAUUGCCAGAUCUGGCUUCAUAAUCUGCAGGGCCCCACAAUUGCCACAGUAAGGAGGAUGGGGAGGAAGUCACAGUGUGACUUUUCUUGCUGGCCCUACCAGCAGGGGGUUGUAACAGAGCAAGCUUCCUCCCCCUCUCUGAGCCAGUUACUGGCUGCAGGAGUGAAUCUGGACUUGAAGUGUGGUUUUUUCCCCACUGGUCACACUGCCAGAGUAGGGAAGAAUCUGGCUUGGGUACAUUUGAGAGGCCAGUUCACCCCAUUCAAAGGCAGCAUGCUAGUAUAGGGCAGGAAGAUUACACAAAAGUGCAAUCACUUGCAGUAGCUGAUCCAGUAUUGUUCCUAUUAUGUGGGACCAGGUUCCCAUAUUUUCCUCUGACAAUAAAGUAUGUCCACAGAUGCAUGGAUACAGAUGCAUUUUGGGAAAGGGGGCUAAUCUUCCCUAUUGACUCAGCAGCUGGUGUCACAGCAGAGGAUUGUAUCUUGUGCAAUGCAUCUUUGAAAUUAUCAUUCCACACCAAGGACUAAAAUAUGUGCCAGCCAGUCCACCCACUUAUACUAUCCCAUCCUACAACUGACACAAAUCAAGCCUGACAAUCCCAUUACAGCACUGGUGAUAAGUCAGAACGAAUGGGGUUAGAUACCAACUGUAUGUGAUGUGCUUCAGGCAGAACAACAAUGUAGUGUAUAUUUUCCUACAGCACAAGUAUAUUGUGAGAGCUGCUCACUCAACACAUUCCUGACACAGUAGUUUAAACAGGCAUGUGCUGACUUUUCAAUUCUCUGCUAAGUUGCAAGGACAGUAGAGUGACUUCACAAGAAAGCACCAGCUGCUCAAAAGCAACACAGGAGAGACCAGGAAGAGGGAGCCACACGACCAAGUGAUUGCUGGCAGACAGAUGUCAAGUUGAGUCAACAUGGAGAACAUCCAUGCCCUUUGUUGCAGCAGAAACAUCCCAAAACAAUUGCUGCGGCUCAAGACAGUGAUACUCUUCUAUGAACAAUGUUUCAGAUACCAGUACAAGCAGACAGUACCAAUCCUCAAAAAAACCCAGCACAGUUGUUAGCAAG
Terrapene triunguis (Three-toed box turtle) is the source of this 4230-nucleotide messenger RNA. It is a transcript of the gene AUNIP, whose product is annotated as aurora kinase A and ninein interacting protein. Gene Ontology annotation, biological process: spindle organization. The transcript has 4 exons. Gene Ontology annotation, cellular component: centrosome; spindle pole. The record is from RefSeq and is a predicted model, not a curated record. NCBI's taxonomy places the organism in Eukaryota, Metazoa, Chordata, Testudines, Emydidae. The coding region runs from base 459 to 1754 and encodes 431 amino acids.